Molecule: messenger RNA, 2800 nt
Organism: Mus caroli (Ryukyu mouse)
Lineage: Eukaryota; Metazoa; Chordata; Mammalia; Rodentia; Muridae
Source: RefSeq, a predicted model, not a curated record
GGUUCAUCUUCAAGAGCAUGGGAAGAACGACAUCUCUACCUUCAUCAAGAAGUCCAAACUAAACUUCAGCUUCCUCCUUCCCAAGGAAGAAUGUGUUAGAGAAAAUGCCUAGCAUCUACAGAUCUGUGACCAUCAACACUUCAAAGGAGAUGAUGUGCUUCAGUGAUUUCCCUAUCCCUGACCACUUCCCCAACUACAUGCACAACAGCAAGCUCAUGGACUACUUCAGGAUGUACGCCAAGCGCUUCAGUCUUCUGGAUUACAUUCGAUUUAAGACCACAGUGAGGAGCGUGAGAAAGCGUCCAGACUUCUGCGUCCAUGGACAAUGGGAUGUUGUUGUGGAGGCAAACGGGAAACAGGAGAGCCUAGUCUUUGAUGGGGUCCUGGUCUGCAGUGGCCAUCACACAGACCCCCAUCUGCCACUCAAGUCCUUUCCAGGCAUUGAGAAGUUUGAAGGCUGUUAUUUCCACAGCCGGGAAUACAAAAGUCCUGAGGACUAUGUGGGAAAGAGAAUCAUAGUGGUUGGCAUUGGGAAUUCCGGUGUGGAUAUUGCCGUGGAGCUUGGCCGUGUAGCAAAACAGGUAUUCCUCAGCACCAGAAGAGGAUCGUGGAUUUUACACCGUGUUUGGAAUAACGGCUAUCCCAUGGAUAGUUCAUUUUUCACUCGGUUCCAUAGCUUUCUCCAGAAGAUAUUAACCACAGGAGCAGUAAAUAAGUACCUGGAGAAGACUCUGAACUCAAGAUUCAACCAUGCACAUUAUGGUCUGCAGCCACAGCACAGACCACUGAGCCAGCACCCCACCAUCAGUGAUGACCUUCCAAACCACAUCAUCUCCGGAAAAGUCCAGGUGAAGCCUAACGUGAAGGAGUUCACAGGAACAGAUGUUCAUUUUGAUGAUGGCACCGUGGAGGAGAAUAUUGACGUUGUCAUCUUUGCUACAGGAUACAGCAUUUCUUUUCCAUUCCUUGGGGAUCUGAUUGCAGUUACUGACAAUGAAGUGUCCCUGUAUAAGCUGAUGUUCCCUCCAGACCUGGAGAAGCCAACAUUGGCUGUCAUCGGGCUCAUCCAGCCCUUGGGCAUCAUCCUGCCUAUUGCAGAACUUCAGUCUCGCUGGGCUGUGCAGGUGUUCAAAGGGCUGAGCAAAUUACCCUCAGUGAAGGCCAUGAAGGCAGACAUGGACCAAAGGAAAAAGGCUAUAGAGAAACGGUAUGUGAAGACAGCCAGGCACACAAUCCAAGUGGACCAUAUUGAGUACAUGGAUGAGAUUGCCUCUCUGGCUGGGGUGAAGCCCAACCUCCUGCUCCUGUUUCUCUCGGAUCCAACACUAGCCAUGGAAGUCUUCUUUGGGCCCUGUACCCCAUACCAAUACCGUUUGCAAGGUCCAGGGAAAUGGGAUGGGGCCCGGAGAGCCAUCCUGACUCAGAGAGAACGGAUCCUCAAGCCCUUGAAGACCCGAAUUACUAGUGAGAAGAGUCGCUCUGCCCCAGGUCUCUCUUGGAUAAAGAUGGCACUAUUUGGCCUGGCAUUUCUGGUUCCGAGUUUAACAUACUUUAGUUAUAUUUGUCAAUGAUAAACAUGAAUGAAUGAAUGAAUGAAUGAACUGCUUAGUAGGGAAAACAUGCACUUCUACUCAUCGUAGAUUGUUGCAAAGCCUUUAGUCAGUAGCAUACAAUAAUCUCAUUUAACACUGCUAGAGCUACAGAAAUGUUUAGAUAGUCUUUACAAGUAUUAGAGUCCUUUGAGAUGGGUGUGCAUCAACAUUUAUAAGGCUUUUUUGAAUGCACAAAAGAGCUUAUGUUUAAAACAGUCUUGAGAACUGAUUUAAAACCGGAGACACUUUUGCCUCCAUAAAAGGUUCCACCAAAGUUGGUUGUAUUGAUGGGAAUUUAUAAAUACUAACUUUGCACUGAUUUUAUUUUCCACUUACAUUUUUUCCUUCCAACUCAUUCUGUUAACUUGUGUGAAGACGUGAAAGUUUAAGUUUAAAACUAUAAGUCAGAAUGUUUUGUGUUUCAACAGAUUAGCAGCAAUAAAAUUACUUUUUGUUUAAAUUAUGAUGUUUAAAGAAAGAAGUAAAGAAUAAAACAGAGUAUAUGCCAGAGCUAUCAAUGACAUACUUUAGCUCUCAGUAUUUAGAAACAGGUAAUUGCUGUGCUGUGUUAAGAUGGAAUCAAGAUUUAAGGAGCAACCAUGAGUCUCUGCUGGCUGCCCUGUCAGUUCACCUGGCUUUCUGACCACUCUCUCCCUAUGUGGGAUAAAUGGCUUCCUUGCUGUUGGAGGUCCAGGAGUGCCAGAAGGCUUCUUUACCUCGAAUGCCUUUUCAUUCCACCAACUUUUGGAAAGUGUUUCUAAGAUUCCACCUCUGUCAUUUUGUUCUCCUGACUAUACAACCCCAAACAACCAUGGGAAGAAGGUGUGAAGACCAAGUGAGGAGACCAAGGAGCAUAUGACCUCGCAUCCCAGAGGACACGUCAAGAAGCUGAAGCAUCACAAGGAAAGUUAUUCGCCGAGCAAUCUCUUACUCUUUUAGCAGAGUAACUCAACUGAAGGCUCACUUGUUCUACUGGGAGGGGGAAAAAUGCCCACGUGCAUUUCGGGAACUGAAAAGGAAUGGAGAGAAUUCUGUGCCACAAGACUUCCACUGCUACUCAAAAUGAUAACAUAAUCAUCUGAUGAGUUUGCACUUGACCACAGGAACCAUUGCCGACUGCCGGAAAACUACUUCUCAGAAGCUGAAAACAUAAGACAGGGAACUUUGCCAUUGUGAUUGAGAUAAAUUAAAUCAAAUCUUCACGUGGG